AGUAAGUGCAUUUCGUAUGUUCUGUUAUUUUGUGCGCGUCCCUGUUUAUCUAGAAAAUGGUGAAAUUUCACUAAAAUUAAAUUCUUUUGUAAUGAAUAGCACGUAGAACUUAUAGUCAUUUGUGUUAUGAACUUGUGUAUUUAUCAAUUAGUAUUUUUUGACUGCAUAUACUGAUCUACCCCAAUCUAACUAUCCAACUGUGUUCAACGGUGGACAGGUGACACAAUGUCAGAAAUCGUGUAUCCGCCAGGAUGCCGUCCAAUCAGCGACGAUCUAAAUACAGAUGAAUUGAUCCGUCGUUUAAAAACACUUGCUCAUACUUUACAAGCAAUGGGUCAAGACGACGGGGCCUAUAAACAGUAUAUUCCGUUGUCACUUCAUCUCGCAGAAGAACAGUUUCUGUCUCAUACUUCGCGAGACGUCCAGCUACUUAUCGCCUGUUGCAUUGCCGACGUUCUGCGAGUAUACGCACCAGAAGCACCAUACAAAGACCCCGAACAGGUCAAGACGAUUUUUCUCUUUCUAAUAACUCAACUGUCUGGACUAAAAGAUCCUAAAGAUGCGGCUUUUAAAAGAUACUUUUACUUGUUAGAAAAUCUCGCAUACGUCAAAUCAUUUAAUAUGUGUUUCGAAUUGCAAGAUUGUCAAGAGAUUUUCUGCGCCCUGUUCCAUCUCAUGUUCAAAAUUGUCAACGAUGAACAUUCAGGAAGAGUUAAAAGUUUUAUGUUAGACGUCCUUUGUCCUUUAAUAUCGGAAAGUGACAUGGUCAGUAAUGAUCUUUUAGAUAUUAUAUUAAUUAAUAUUGUCGAACCUAAUAAAACACAACAAAAAAAUGCCUAUUUCUUGGCUAAAGAGUUAAUAGUGAAAACCUCGGAUACACUAGAACCGUAUAUCCAAGCUUUUUUUAACCACGUGCUGAUAUUAGGCAAAGAAGAUAAGAAUUUGCAAAUUUGUGGCAAAGUGUAUGACUUAAUAUACGAAUUAAACCACAUAAGGCCCCAGAUCUUAUUGGCUGUCUUGCCACAACUCGAAUGUAAAUUAAAGAGUCCUCUUGAGAGUGAUAGGCUAGCUGCUGUAGCACUUUUGGCGAAAAUGUUUAGUGAAAAAGAUUCUGAACUUGCAAGACGUCAUAGCGCAUUGUGGAGAGCAUUUUUAGGAAGAUUUAAUGACAUUUCAAUAGCAAUUAGGACUAAAUGUGUACAAUAUUCUAUGCAUUUUCUUCUCAACCACCCAGACUUAAGAAAAGACAUAACAGAAACUUUGAAAAUGAGACAACAUGAUUCUGAAGAGAACGUUCGUUAUCAAGUGGUUAUGGCGAUUGUUACAACAGCUAAAAAUGAUUUUCAAGUUGUGUCCGAUUCUGAAGACCUUUUGGAGUUUGUAAAAGAAAGAACCUUGGACAAAAAGUUCAAAAUACGAAAAGAAGCAAUGUCAGGUCUCGCUCUCAUUUAUAAAAAACAUCUCAGUGAUCCAGAUGUACCAAAUGCUACCAAAAAAGCAGUAACUUGGAUUAAAGACAAAAUUUUACAUGGUUAUUACAUGGCUGGUAUGGAAGAUCGUUUACUAGUAGAACGUUUGUUGAACACUUGUCUAGUACCUUAUCAACUCCCAGCUGCUGAAAGAAUGAAGAAAUUAUAUCACCUUUUAGGAACGGUUGACGAUCAUGCCACAAAAGCCUUCUUAGAACUUCAGAAAAAUCAAUUGUGCGUCAGAAAGUUAGUACAGGAAUUCUUAGAACUUCACAGGCGAUCGAGCAAUGGUGCAAAUGAAGUUUUAAAAGAAUUAGCACUCAAAAUACAGAAUUUAUCUAAAUGUUUGCCGGAACCUGUUAAAGCACAUGAAUAUCUAACAAAAUUCAGUAACCAUUUAAAACGAGACAAUUCUUUGAUGGAACAAUUUGAUAUUGUCGUCAAGCCAUCUGUAAGUUGUAAGGAAUGUUCAGAAGCUACAGCCGCUGUACUUAGAAAACUCGGACCACCAGUUAUGACAAAUUUGUAUUACAACACAGUAAAGAUGCUGUUGGAAAGAAUCAGUUCUGUUAUGAUUGAUCACGAAGCUAUAAAAUUAUUAGUUGGAUAUGUAGAAGAUUGCUUGCGAGGCGGAAAUUGUAUUGAAGAAAUUGGUUUGCAUCCAGCGACAGCUGGUGACAGAGGCCUUAAGUUGUUGGUUAUGUUAAGUGUAGUGUUUCCUACACAUUUUCAAUAUCCAGAUGUUUUGGAGCAACUUAUGGAACUGUUGAAGUUGGAAGAUGAAAAUAUAGCGCCAUUGGUGCUGUCUGUUUUUACGUUUCUUGGGAAAUAUAAAUGCUUAUAUCAACAAUUUCCUGAUAUUAUGAAUCAACUAGCACCAAUAUGUAGAGAUUUUGCUCAAACUGGAACUCCGAAACAAGCCAAGGGGGCCAUUCAAUGUAUAUACAAAAAUAUGCCCGAUCUGUAUGACAGUCUCUUUUCGAGUAUUUUAGAAUCUGUAAAAAAUAAUCUGACUCCAGAAUCUUCACAUUAUCGAACUGCUAUAGUGACCCUUGGACAUAUCGCAUUCAAUAUUCCAGAACGUUAUAAGGUUCAAAUUAAGAAUAUCGUAUCAAGAAAGAUUGUUAAAGAACUGUUAGUAAAAGAAGCCAGAGAAGGUGAUAUAGAUUCUGGUGACGGUGAAGCUUGGUGUUCCGAAGAUGAACUGCCAGAAGAAACGAGAUGCAAAGUUGAAGGCCUAAAAGCUAUGGCACGAUGGCUUUUGGGUUUGAAACAAGACACGGCGUCCGCGCAAAAAACGUUCAGGAUGUUGAACGCUUUCAUAUUGCACAAGGGAGAUCUGUUGCAAUCUGGAAGGUUGUCCAAGGCCGAAAUGUCUUGGUUGAGAUUAGCUGCUGGAUGUGCUAUGUUGAAGGUUUGUGAACAGAAAGGCGUAGGUGAUCAAUAUACUGCUGAACAGUUUUAUAAUUUGUCCCAGUUGAUGACAGAUGAAGUGAAGCAAGUUCGUGAAAUUUUUGCGACAAAAUUACAUAAAGGUCUAAACAAGGGACUGCCAAACAAAUGUUUACCAUUGGACUUUAUGGGCUACUAUGCCUUGGCUGGACGUGAACAAGAAAACCGCCUUCGUACUACAAUCCGAAACUACAUGAUAGCUGACAUAAACAGACGACGCGACUACGUUAAAACAUUGACAAUGGGCACGGGACAAACGGACAAGGCGUUAAGUCAGCUGCCUCACAUACUACCCGAUUACAUGCUUGUAUUUGCCGUACCCGUUUUGGCUCACGACCCACAUCUUACCAAAUGGGAUGAUGUACAAGAGCUGACGAAAGCGAAACAGUGUCUUUGGUUCAUAUUGGAACCGUUAGUUGUUAAGAGUGAUUAUUUUAGUUAUGGAUUUUAUAAGAGUUUGAUAGAAAAAAUGAAAAAUCACAAGAACGCUGUUAGACCUGAAGAUGACUCUAUUAAUUAUAAAUUAUGGGCCCUUUGCGACCUAGCAUCUGGCCUUCUACUUACCCGAUCGACAAAUUACGACUUAAAGGAUUUUCCAAGUGACACGCGCAUUCCAUUAAUGUAUUUUCAACCGCAACCAGAAUUUUUCAACACAAGGGUUUUUCUACCGCCGGAACUCCAGUACCAGCCGAAUUUGAAAUCGGGAAUCACCCUCAAUAUGCUCAAUAAUGAAAGACAGAAAAAACCAAAACCUAAAAAGCCCGAGGGAUGUGGACCUCUAGGAACUGACGUUCAACCUUCAGAAGCAUCUGACACAAAAAUUCAACUGCCCGGUUUGGAAGAAACAAUCGAUGAACCACCCGUCAAAAGACUGAAAACGAAGGAAAGAAUAAAAGUGGAUGUUGAUAAGUGAGCGUGUAUACUGUAAAUAAAUGACCCACAAAAUGUGUGAUCUCCACAGGUUGCAAGUCGGCAGGAACCUUUCAGUGCUUUUUUUGCCGUUAGAAUCAUUUAGUUUUUUUAUUAUUAUUAUUAUUAUUAUUAAUAAACUUAAAUGAAUAGGAUUUUUUAUACUAUUCAUUGACAGUGGUUCGAAAAAUCAUCUUCUUAAUAAUAAUUAUUAUAAGUUUCCACUUGAAUAUCAGUAGCUAGUCGUAGUUUUAAUUCUGCUCAUUCUUAAUUUAUUACGAUAAAAACUGAUAUGAUAUUCUAUGAAUCGUUUUAUCACUUUUUAAAUACAAAAUAACCGAAUAAUCCCGGUAGAAAAAAAAAUUAAACUACAUUUGAUAAAAGUAAUGAUUACUACUUUUUAAUAUUAAAAUACAUCAAGUACGUCAAAAUUUAAGUUAGAAAAAAUUGUGAUAUAAAGUUGAAUAUUACAUAAAAAAAAUCUUAAGUAUGAAUGAUCAUUUUUAGAAUUGUAAUAGAACAGUGCAAAAUAAUAAAACAGUAACACAUUUACUAGAGUUCAUAAAAAGCACAAAAAUUGUUUUUUUGUUUUUUUUAGUGAUAUUUUUCAUUUUGACGUUCCCUUCUCUUUUGAGACUUUCAGAUGUUCAAGUGGGAACGGAUUUUUAUACAGUAUAUUGAAUUUAUUUACAUAUUACACUUUUAUUUUUGUAGAUAAAUGUUAAAUAAUAAAUUUAACAACUAUUUUAGAAAUAUAGGUUGAAUUGUCAUGAUGAUUUUAUUAUUAAGCUCAGUAUUAUGAGCAAAGUUGAGCAUCUGAAAAAUGUAUUUAUUUUUUGUAUUCAGAAUUAAAGAAAUCAAAAUGUGACACGUUCUAAUAUAGAUUAUUCUAAUAGAAAAACAAGGGGGUUUUUUACUCUUCCAAUGGGAAACUUGUGUACAAAAAUUUAAUAAUACUAAUGCAUAGGAAACCAAAAUUUAUUAUUGAAUUGAAAUAUACAGUAUUAAAUUUUCGCAAUAUACAGAGGGCACAGUAAUUUAAGCUACAUACAAGGAUUUAACAUUUCAGAACAAUCUUGAAAAUAUGUUAUAUGUAUUUUUUUUUAUUUAUUUAAAAGCAUUAUAUUAUACAGGGUAAUUGUAUUUUGUAUCAAAGUCAACGCUUUAUAAAACUUAUAAAAAUAGUUGCUACAAAAUACAUUGUCAACCUCUUAAUUUUUGAUAAUCAAAUUAAAUUUCAAAAUAAAUUUUUUAACUUAUUCCAUUAAAAUACGGGUCAACAGUAUCACCGUAUUUAAGAAUGUAAAAUGUGCUUUAAAACAAUUCAAUUUUCAAAGGCUAAUAAAUAAAUUAAUUUCAAAUAUUAUCUCAGAGGUCUACAAUUGAUUAAAUGAAAAAAUGAACACUCGAAAUUUGUCAAUCUGCUUGGCAGACUUGAGUUUUUCUUCCUUGAUUUAAAUAAAUAUAAUACUGUCAACAGAACAAAAAUAUGUAUCAGUAACAAAAACCAAUUUGUAGAAAUUGUUCAAAAGGUGAACCAAUUUGUUUGAUACACAAUUCAUGCUGAACACAAUAACUGAACAUAUGAUAUUAUUUAAUAAUGUUUGAUAUUUUAAAAAAUCCCAUUAUUAAAUUUAAUUUGAACAUCUUAUAUUUCGAAAACUAAGCAUUUGCCGACCUUUGUUUAUAACCUUUUGGUAUUAAUAUUAAAUGUUCUAUUGAGUGUUAAUCUUGCUGCAAAAAAUUGAAACACCCUGCAUAUUAAUAUAAACUAAACAUUUUCUGAUUAUUCGAACCACUUGAGUAGUCAAUGAUUCUUAUCUCGGAUCAUUUCGGUUUUUAAGACACUGGUGUAAAUUCUAAGAGAGAUCAAAUGGGAUUUCAUAAGAGAAAUUAUUUUUAUAUAAUGGGUGAUUUUU
Molecule: messenger RNA, 5749 nt
Organism: Psylliodes chrysocephalus
Lineage: Eukaryota; Metazoa; Arthropoda; Insecta; Coleoptera; Chrysomelidae
Source: the annotation of a GenBank genome assembly